AGCCCCGCCCGGUCUCGCGGCAUUGAAAUGCGCCUCCUGCGUCAUGUGUCAUGUCAGACGCGCGAGCUGCUCCUGACAGCUCUUCACCUCGGUCUGCGGAUUGGAACACAAUGACUUCGGCUGAAUCGGUUUGCUCGGGCGGAGGGCAGCGCUCGAUGGCCGGCGCGUUGCCCAGGAGGAGCGCGUCUUCCACCCAAACUCCCCACGAGUCCUUUGACACGUCGCUCGCGAAUGCCGAGGCAGCGCACGAAGACGCUUUUAGAGCUCACGAGCGUCUCACGGGAAGGAGCAGAUUUAAUGGCACCCCACCAGAUCAGCACCACGCUCACACACCGAUGGAAAAAUACAUGCCACCACAGUUUCAGACUGUGCCAGAGCAUAAGAAGUAUAAUCAGAGCGGCUACAUGACCAUGGACCAAGGACCCUACAGCAUCAACAUGAACGUCUUCCUGCCCGACGUCCCAUAUCUGCGUACAGGUCUCUGUCGACCUACAAGGCCCACACUGGGACCCCAACAAAUGAAACCAUCACCCAUGCAUACAGUUAGCUACCCAAGCUGCAACAACACCAUCCCAUCAGCUCCUCCCCCCUCAGAAUACACACACCACUUCAGCCAAACGUGCAGCACUGCGUUCAUCAAGCAGGAGACGCCGGAGCUUGACUACCAAGAAGUUCCACUGUUCCAGCUUCUAAAUUCAGACCUAGACCCUCCAGCGCAUGGUCCCCACUCUGGCGUUUGCUCACCAAUAUCAUCAUACAACAGCAUGAAUUCAUCCAUUGCUCGGAUUGCAAGAAGACCCAUGUGUGAUAUGAGCAGAUGUGGGUCAUCACCUGCUGGUCACUUUGGUCAGCAUCAUCAGCAGCCGAAUGUGCCAUACCUUCCCCCUUCCCCUCCAAACUCCGAGCCCAGCAGUCCUGACAGGAGAAAAGAACUCUUGCACAAGCUGUCACCACCUCCCUCUUAUGCUGCCAGUAUUGCAUCUAAACUGGUAGUGCCAGCUUUAGGCCCUCAAGCAUCCGUACCAGUACAAACACAAGCCGUGCCUGCCAGGCAUAACCGCAGGAACAAUCCUGAUCUAGACAAAAGAAGGAUACAUCACUGCAAUGUCCCAGGCUGUAAGAAAGUCUACACCAAAUCCUCCCAUCUGAAGGCACACUUACGGACUCAUACAGGAGAGAAGCCGUACCAGUGCUCCUGGGAGGGAUGUGAUUGGCGUUUCGCCCGCUCUGAUGAGCUGACACGCCACUUCAGAAAGCACACGGGUGCGAAACCCUUUCACUGCUCUGUGUGCAGCCGCAGCUUCUCGCGAUCUGAUCACCUGUCCCUGCACAUGAAGAGACACCAGAGCUAGGAAUACAAUGACAUCCUGGCUUUCAUAACUCUCUUUCUUUUUUUUUUGUCAGUUGAACUUGGGUGUGUUGGGUUUGAUUUGGAUUUGGCAGCUCAUGAGGCACAACUGUGUAACCUCAUGAAAUACAAACAAAACCUAGCUGGGAGUUUUUUUUCAUCAGCUGUUUUGUUAAUUAAUAGUCGUACUAGUAGUAUUCUUUUUUUUUUUCUUUCAAAAAAAUGUGCCUUUUCUAUAUUAUCAAUCUUAAAAGUCACUUUCAAUGCUAAUAUAUUCUUAAGCCGAAUGCACCAAAGAGUGCAUUUCACUUUUGUCUUAGUGAAAUCGAAAGCUCAAAUUAUUUGGAAAACCCUGAGGCGUUAAACAGAUUAACGAACAUUUUCAAACAGCAAUUCAAUUACAAAAUACUUUUCGUAAAUUCUUGUGGGGAAAAAAGUGAACAAGAAAUUGAAUUUAAAAUAACAAAACUGAAAAACGUCACUUGUUUCUGUCACAGCUAAGCAAUGUAAACCAUUUUUAGGUGUUUUUUUUUUUUUUUUUUUUACUAGGAAGAGAUUUUAUUCUAAUUCAAAGCACAUAACAGAAACUAAAAUUGUUUAUAUGAAAUUUUUAAUAUUUCUAUUUGGGGUUUAAGUAGCUUUAUGUGUAAAUAUUGUAAUUCAUUUAUUCUAUUAUUUAUUUUUUUCAGAUUUAAAUUUUUUACAGUAUAAAGUACUUCUCUAUGCACUUAUGUGAAUAGAGCUACGGGAAUGAUGGUUUUAAUGAUAAAACGUAAACUUUUAGAUGGGUUAAGAGAUACAUGAUAGUUUUGAAUAACACUUCGUUUUAUACAUUUCAGGAUUUCAGUGCUUUGUAUCUGUUGAAUGUGAUCAUUAAUGUUUUUAGAUCUUCGGUUGAAAGCCUGCUCUCCUAGUGACAACCUAAUAAUAAUAGAGGAGAUCAUAUAAUGAAUAAAAUUCCGAAGAAGGACCGUAA
Messenger RNA from Silurus meridionalis, 2324 nucleotides. RefSeq names its product Kruppel-like factor 5b (gene klf5b). The transcript has 4 exons. Bases 51 to 1352 code for a protein of 433 amino acids. Gene Ontology annotation, biological process: regulation of transcription by RNA polymerase II. The record is from RefSeq and is a predicted model, not a curated record. Gene Ontology annotation, molecular function: DNA-binding transcription factor activity, RNA polymerase II-specific; RNA polymerase II cis-regulatory region sequence-specific DNA binding. Lineage: Eukaryota; Metazoa; Chordata; Actinopteri; Siluriformes; Siluridae.